AGCAUAUAGAUACUGAUACACCAGUGCAAACUAUGCGUCGCAGCUUGAUUUUUAGGAUGACCAAACGCAAAAAUUGAGAUUCUGAAACUGCUUUUAUGCACACAACUACAGCGAAAAAAAUAAUCUAGGCCUAGUUUUUAGCGUGCGGGCUUUUUAGCAGUAAACCCUGGUGCGGGCUAAGAAACCUUUUUCUGUACCACGAAAGCUUUACCAGCAGACACUAUUCAAAUUUCUCCGUACAACGUCACCUGAAGUUUAUCAUGUCUAGCUACGAAGCGAAAAAGGUAGUGGAACUGAAAGCGCUCGCCAAAGAACGUGGGCUGGCAGAAACCGGGAAGAAAGCCGACCUGAUCGCCCGACUAUCAAAUGCAAACAUGUCAUCUGGGUCUGGAAAGGUGGAACUUGUAAUGCGUGUCUUGCUUACCUGAAAAUAAAAUCUGUGUUGCAUGAGCAGCAAAUGUUGGGCUGCUUCCCUUGUCAUGCAAAAACGCAGCUUGUAAUGCGUGUCACGCAUCAGAAGGCGCUUCGGAAGCUUGUCAUGCUUCGCUGCCAUUGCGAGCGUUGCAAAAAUCAUGCGCAAUUCAGCAUCACAGGUUUAUUCCAGACCCAGACAUGUUUGCAUUUGAUACCGACUGCAGGAGUACGACAAAAAGAAGGCCGUGGAACAGAAAAAGAAGUCUCUCUCUCCCAACGUUUCCCCGAAAAUGUCACCCGCGUAUCAUUUGUAAAAACGUCCCCACCUUCCCAGAGUGGUCAUGCAAAUCCGCAUGCUGAAAAUAUUUCUCAUGCGGAGCCCCACGAGAGGCAUUUUGAUUUUCUAAGUAGUCGUGUUUCGGAAUUUGUCAUGCUCCAAUCAGCAUGAUGUGCUAGAUCUGCUUCACUAGCUAAACAGCAUUACAAUACGAGGCCAAAGAACUUGUCAUGCAUAACUCCCAAAACUUGGAGAUUUGUGUUGCAACUUUACCAACUUGACUGUGGGGUGGGGACGUUUUUGCUGAGGAUACCGCGCUGGGAAAGGUUAAUGACCCCACCAUCACCACAAAAGCGGUCAUGGAAGCGCACCACGAAAAGCCGGCCGCGGGGUAAAAGAUUAUUAUACUGCAUUCAAUACUUCUUUAACUUACUAUCACGGCAGUGAUGGUGUAAGCCUAAGCCUAUCAUGCAUGAGAAGUUUAUUGUUUACGAGUUCUAGAUCUAGUGCGCGCUGCUCUUCACCGUCCUCCUGCUCGUGCUCCUACAAAUACAAUUAUUGCGCAUGAGAAAGGAGAUCAUAGCCUGCCUUUUGCAAGAGAGACAAACCGAUACAGAUCCGAUCCCACGGCCAUGACGGACGCGGAGCGGGCAAAGCUUAUCAAGUGCAAAUAUGUCUGGGUCUGGAGAGUUGUGAUGCUGAUACACUAAUCAGAAAACUGAAUCCACUAGGGAGCCACGCAUGACAAGUUCCUGACAGGUUCAGCAGUGCGCAAACCGCAUGACAUACAGCCUUUUUGCAUGACAAAGAGGAAGUGCAAUUCCAAUUCCAUCACGUGCAUCACAAAGUUCAGAGGUGUAUGCGGAUUUAGCAUUACAAGCUUCCAGACCGAGACAUAUUUGCAAGGCAUGAAGCUGCGGGCGCAGCGGUUCGGCCUUCCGAACGAGGACGCCGAAAAGGAGAAACUGAAGGCCCGGGCAGAACGAUUUGGGCUGCCGAAUGAAGAUAUCCCGAGCAAAAACAUCUACUUACAUCUCUCGAUAGAACAUCAAUAGUACGCAUAUAAUCUGUGUUGUUGUGUCGUUGCAUGGUACUCAGCACAUCAGUUGUGAGACCCCCCGCAAGUGGUACGUAGUGUGCCCGAUUUGAUAGAAGUCGUGUGGCUGUGAACAAAGCUUAGUACAUGAAAAUUCUUCGCCAUGAUGCGGAAACCAGGACGAAUGAUAAGUAUUUAUUCCGCAUAAUGGAUACUUGUUGAAGUAGUUUGUUGUAGUGUUAUUUGCCUUUUGCAUACACGAGAUUGAAAAAGAAAAGCUGAAGGUAUAACCCGCUCAGGUGUUAUAAUCUCAAACGUUGCAAUAGAAUAUGGAAAUCUGUGAUGCGAGAGUGCAUGAUCUAGCCAACUCUCAUAGGAUCGCGCAUGACAAGAAGUUCCGGAGCCCCAAACACCACUACAAUCUGGCGAAAUUUGUAUUGCAAAAGGUGGAACGCUGCGCGAGUCUGUUAUGCUCAUCAUGCAACACAAAUUCUAGAUUCUGUUGUAACGUUUGAGAUUGUAACGCUUGAGCAAGUCAUAGAAGGCGCGGGCGGAGCGGUUCGGGCUGAAUAACCCAGAUCUAGAAGAGGAAAAGAAGAAAGCUAUGCGUUGCAAAUAUGUCUGGGUCUGGAAAAUAGCAACUUGUCAUGCUAAAUCCGAAUUAUGCAAAAAUCUGUGUUGCAUGAGUGCCAAAAGCUGUCUACUUUCGACCAAGUUGCGAGGGAGUUUCUCAUGCAGGAGGGGCAUGGCAGAGACCUCACAGAGUCUGUCGUGCUAGGUCUCGCAUUCCGGACCUCAUGGGUCAUGGAAAACCUGCAUGACAAGUGUACCUGCUUCCAGAUCCAGACCCAGACACUUUUGCAUUUGAUAAAAGCCCGCGCGGAGCGAUUUGGUGAGAUGAAUAAACCAAUAUAAUUUUGGACUUCAAUUAUAUAGCUGCUACGAAAAUGGUAUUAAAAAUGCUUGUUGCCGAUAGAAAUGAGAUGAAUCAAGCCAAUUCUUGCACGACUAUUUUCAUCUUUGGAGAAAAAAAAUGACAACAGGCAUCGUCGCGGAAGCAGACAAAAAGGCGGCACGCGAGGCGCGGUUCGGUCCGGUUUCUAAUGGCACAACGACAAAUAUGGGAGUGUCAGGAUUGAAGUCGUCAAAUUUGAAAUAGUUAGUGAUGCAUAAACUGCAGCCCACAAAGUGCCUGUCUUGCAGAGUAGGCAAGUGAGGCAGAUUGUAAGCCUGUUGAGGGGUAGACACUGAGCUGCUAAAGUAGCAUGACAAAAGGCGUCUUCCUUACCCAAACAGCAUGACAAACUGGAUUUCAGCUUUACCCAAAUUUGUCAUGCGCCACUAGGAUGAAACUGGGUUGCAACUUUCAUCCAUUUUAUGCAUUACAAGUUAUUGUAACUUUGUCGAUUUCAGUCCUGUCACAUCCAUAAUGAAUAAGCGCACUUCUGGCGGCGGGGCAGUGGACUCCGAGGAGGCAGCGAAGCGACAGGCCCGGCUGGAAAGGUACUGCCUACUUUAAGUAGCGCCAAUAGCAUGACAGAUUUAUUUCCAAACAGGAGCUGCGUAGUACUGCACUCUGCAACUACACAGCUUGGGUAGUAGUAUCUAGCGCGGGCGGUCGCCGUUUUCAGGAUGAGAAGCGAGGUUUUACACUGUGGUUUUGUUCCUUAUAUGUCGUUCCAAGUAGAACACCGAAAUAUUUCUAUUUGUUCCACGACUUUAUGAACGCAGAUUCGGGUCCAGCGCCAUGACGGACGCACAAAAGGCGGAGGCUCGCAUAUUACAAUGAAAAAUGCCCCCACCCCCGAACUUGGGAGCAUUUAUUGUAUUGCAAACCUUUCCAAAUGAAAUAUUCGCCCUCUUGCAUCUAUCAGCAUCACAGGUUUUCAGUCGUGAAUAGCAAAAAUUUGUAUUGCAAAAGACCCCAGCAAGAGCGGCACUUGUCAUGCAAGCGAUGCGAUACACGCCUACACUCUGCAUCAGAAAUAUUCAUACUCCUUUCAUGCAUGGCAAAAAGUUUUCAUUUGGAAACUUCGCAUCACAAAUUUUUGCAAUUUAGGGGUGGGGGGCACUUUUCACUGUAAUAUCGCAAAGCCCGGUUUGGCACCUAAAAAACGCACCCCCGUGGCAGCAUCAAGAACAGGCGACUCUCGGAUUCGACUUUUAGAGUUUAUCAGGCGAACUACAUGUUGAAACCGACUUCAAAUUUGACAACAUCGACAGUAUUUACAAAGUUGUUUCACCUGAGUGACGUAGAGAUCUAAGUAAACUUUUAAUCCACGACCAUCCAUAUACUUACAAGAUGACACUUCUAUACGGAAGAGAAAAUGUUGACGCGACAACAAAAUAACUGUAUGGAAUUUUCUCCUAUCACAUCGAAGAUGCUCCUGGACUACUGCGCAAGAAUGGUUCCUACAAGUGAAGAAACAGGACGAGGCAUUUGGGGGGUUGCUGCAGCUGUUCGUUUGUAGGACAGACAGCACGGAAACAGUGACAGAGGGGGUGGAAGAUGAACUUCGACUUUUGUUGUACAACGGAGGCCACACUUAUUUUCCUCGUUCUUCCAGCUCUAGAGUAGGUUUUACGCAAUCUUUCGACUUGAAGAAGCGCAGCCGCUGAUAAAUCCUGGCCUUUGUUGUAGUUCAUCGUGGGCACACCAGAGGACUAUAAUGACGAAAUGCAAAAUAGUAAACGUGUUCGACGUCGUUUGUCAUCUAUGGAACAAACCCGCCGAUCUUUAUGAUUUUUAUCCACCUCCCAGGAUCGACCACCUCACAAAAGAUAAAGAACGCAGCAAAUCAAUGUAUUGCGCCAUCUGAUGUCAUCUGUUCUGCUUCUGCUAUCUCCUGUGCUUUCGCGUAAGUAGUGCGUAUUUUGUCACACUACUCUGGUUCAUUGCAAGAACGCAUCAUGUGCUGGUCAGUGUACGAUCUGUUGAUUGCCUGCUCUCUACGGGGAUGAAGAUCACAGAAGUCCGCGACAAGUUACUUUUACUUUUUACUUUAUGCGCAUUCACUAUUUCGGAUGAAUCUUUUUCACUUGUAAAAA
Messenger RNA from Amoebophrya sp. A120, 4775 nucleotides. Lineage: Eukaryota; Dinophyceae; Syndiniales; Amoebophryaceae. The record is from the annotation of a GenBank genome assembly.